AUGCGCAUCAAACAGCUUCAAGAUGAGCUGUGCCGUCUGAACAGUGAACAGGAGCGCCUUCAAAUCGAGUUAACAAGAGUAAAUCGAGAAAAGAAAUUGAUCGAGAAACAAAUCAAAGAGGAAAAGAAGUCGCAUGAAGAAAAAACCGAAUUGGAGGAGAAAAUCUAUCAAUCAAUGAGUAAAAUUGUCGGUUCAAUUAAGCGAACAACAUCAAGAAACGAUCAAGACCGACUUAUUCUUUCUGUUGAAAGAAUGGACUUUUCCGAAGACUCUCUGGCUGGCUGGACUCAAGUCAUGUUCAUCACUCGUAAGAAACUCAUUUUAUUGAAAAACGAAGAAAAUGAGUUCACUGAUUCAGUGACUGAACGCAUGACUUCCUUCCAGCUCAAAAUUCUCGCCAAAAACUCGUCCUUAGAUCAAAAAUGGAUACGUCGAUCCGAUUUGAGUACAGAAACUGGAAAAUGGGAAUAUCUAGGACCAGCUGAUCGUUUGAUCUCCUGUGGAGGUGAGGCAAUCGUGUUGAAAACAGAGUCCGUCCAAUACUCUUCUAAAAAAUCGAUGGCAGUACGGGUGCAAGCCUUCGACCCGAAUUUGUUUGUUGAUGACUUUAGUCUUGACUCAUUUUUGGUUGAAAUAAAUGUUUUCUCAGAUUUUGCAAAUGCUGUGGCACCAACAAAAACAGAGGCUUUUAGAAAUGGAAGAAAGCCUCCUAAAGAUUCUCGGCCCUGCCACAAAAAUGUGUUGAAGCACUAUUAUAACAUUCGAUUUUUCGAUAAAAUCGAUGACGGAAAACAAGACUGUCUUGAGCACACAAUCAUCUUUACGCCGGAUCUCCCGCAUUCUCUUGUGGUCAGCAGUUGCUCGAACGUGGCGAAAUUAAAAAAAUCCUGCAGGAAUCAGGUGCUUCGUGGAUAA
Oikopleura dioica is the source of this 915-nucleotide messenger RNA. NCBI's taxonomy places the organism in Eukaryota, Metazoa, Chordata, Appendicularia, Copelata, Oikopleuridae. The record is from the annotation of a GenBank genome assembly.